Fonsecaea nubica is the source of this 1980-nucleotide messenger RNA. RefSeq lists its product as hypothetical. The record is from RefSeq and is a predicted model, not a curated record. The coding region runs from base 1 to 1980 and encodes 659 amino acids. The transcript has 3 exons. Lineage: Eukaryota; Fungi; Ascomycota; Eurotiomycetes; Chaetothyriales; Herpotrichiellaceae.
AUGCAUCCAUCACUCGGCCGCCUGGCCAGUCUGUCAUUCGCCAUCAGCACUGUUUUCGCUCAGUUGACGAGCGCCGCCGUCGACACUCCGCCGGCUUCCACUCUUACGCCGUUAGAGCCUUGGGAAUACACAUGUCCGCCGCCGUCGACGGUUUUCGUUAGUGUGACUCAAACUGAAUAUGUGCCGCUCACUACCACCACCACGGCGUCCUACCACGACACAACCACCCUCCCAAUCACCAUAUUCCAGACCAUCAUCUCAACCACGAUAUUGACCACGACCGAGGUCGUGACAGAAACCACCGUCUCGAUUACCCCGACCACGGCGACAUUGAUUGAAACAUCGACAACGCUCUCGAUCAGUCCGACUACUGACACGCUGACGGAAACGUCUGUCACGGUGUCGGUCAGCCCAACCACAGACACACUGACGGAAACAUCCACCACUGUCGCCAUCAGCCCUACGACUGCCACUGAGACACUUACCGAGACGUCCAUCACAGUGUCGAUUAGCCCUACGACUGCGACUGACACCCUCACCGAAACGUCCGUCACCGUCUCCAUCAGCCCUACCACCGCCACUGCCACGCUGACGGAAACGUCGAUCACCGUCUCAACAACCCCAACCACCGAGACAGCCACCGAAAUCAUCUCGCUGUACGAGGUCACUUCCCAGGCGACGAGCAUCACAGUGUGUCCGACUCGAGUCGCCAAUCCAACCUAUACCGCUCUCGGACCGUACCCCACCGACUGGACAUGGGGAUGUCCUCCCGGCUGGCUCUGCAAACCUCUGCAGCAGAACUGCAACUUCGAGGCCGGAAUCCCGGACCGAAACUUCUACUGCAGCCCGAACGAGUGCGUCCCGGCCAACGCGUUGCCGUCGCCGCUGCCGACAUGGGACCUGGACAUCUACGGGAACGUCACUCCGGCCACGGACCCGGCACUCCACAUCAACGCCAUCCAGGACUACUUCAACAUGAACCCGACCGACUUUGGGCUGACGUACGAGAUCUUUGUCGUCAACGAGGUCUUGACCCUCACCACGACGAUCCUGCUUCCGCCGAGCCCCACCGUCGCCGCGCGGCAGGCACAGACGAGCGUCCCGGGCGCUUGCUACCCCUGGUGCAACAACUGUCUGCUCGAGGCCCAGGCGAACGGGAAGACGUCGGCGCUCUGCGUCCCCGGCUCCGCGUUCGACGUGUCGCUGGUGCAGUGCGAGCAGUGCAUCGACUACCACAAGUCGGACGACAGCGCCAGUUUCGUGCAGAUCGCGCCCCAGUUCCAGCAGUUCCUCGACUACUGCGACCAGUUCUCCACCGUGGUCGUCUCGACCUCGGUCGUGGCCACCACGACCAACCCCGCCGGGUCGAGCUUCAGCACGCUGACCGGGACGCUGUCGACGACCGUGGUUCCCACGAGUUCAUCGCCGCCGCCGCCGCCGUCAUCGUCGUCGGAGACCACACAACCCACCUCGGUCGCGACGGUGGUGCCCUCCACCGCGAACUCGACUCCGCCAACUUCGACGGCCGCCCCCACCACGUCGGCUCCCGCGACGUCGGCAUCCCAGUCCUACACCACGACAGCCACGGUCCUGACCACGUCUUAUUCGCACGUGACGGUGUCCGGCCCCGCGUGGUCGCAGGUGACCAUCAUCUUGCCCGUGAGCGACAACAGCACCACGACGCUUUUCGGGACCGACCUGACGAGCGGUGGAGCCACUCUCGUCCUGCCCACCUCGCCAACGACGUCCACUUACACCACGACGCUGACGGUCGCGCCCGGCGAGUCGGUCUCGGCCGGCUCCGUGGUCGCCGCCUCAACCUCCUCGGGCGCGUCAGGCCCGUCGGGGACGACGACCGGAUCCCCCUCGGCCUUCUCCGGCGCCGCGGCCGCAUCGAGACUCUCGCCGCCGGAUCUGCAGCUCCGGUCGCCGGCGCUGGGACUGGUCGUCUGCCUGGCAUUCACGCUCGUGCUGCUGUGA